GGAGGAAGAGCGGGCGCUUCCCGGCGGAGAGGCGGAGAUGGUGCCGGCCGAGACCGGCGCGGCCGGCAGGAAGCAGCGCGCCCUCGCCCGCAGGAAGGCCUUCUCCCUGUUCGUGAAAGCCAAGGAGGUGCCGGCCGCGUCCCGGUGUCCCGGCGGCGGAGAGGGCGUGCGGUGGCGGUGCUGCCGGCAGGCGUUCGAGGAGCUGCCCGGCAUCCACAGGCACGUGGCUCUGCACCACUCCGGAGACCUCGGGCGGCAGGACGGGCUGGAUGCGGGGCCAGCAGAGGCCGGAGGGAGCCCUGCGGACGGCCCGGCUCCUGCGGGCAGCCCGGAGAUCUCCUGGGCGCUCCCGGACACCAGCAGCAUUAGCCACGACGAUCUGACGAGCAAGGUGGGAGAAGUACUUCUAUAUUACUGUUAUUGUGAGGUGAAGGAUCCAGAGAAGCUCUGUGCUUGGCAAAAGGCUCUAUGCCAGCAUCUACAUCUCACUGGCAAGGUACGAGUUGCUUCAGAGGGGAUUAACGGGACAGUUGGUGGAAGUAAAGUAGCUACCAGUCUCUACAUUGAAGUUAUGCUUUCCCAGCCUCUGUUCAAAAACGUUUUGUCUCACGAGGAUUUCAAGAGCAGUGCAGGAGGAGCUCACUGUUUCCCAGACCUUCGAAUUGGAGUAUUUAAAGAAAUUGUACCUAUGGGCAUUGAUCCAAAGAUAGUGUCUUAUAAAGAAACUGGAAUCCAUUUAUCCCCUCAGGAAUUUCACAGAGAAGUAGAACAGUAUUUGUCUCAGGCCAGUCAAGGACAAAGCGAUACCAUCUUGCUGGACUGUAGGAACUUCUAUGAAAGUAAAAUAGGGCAAUUCCAGGGCUGUCUGGCUCCAGAUAUCAGGAAGUUCAGCUAUUUUCCCAGCUACGUAGAUGAAAACCUGGAGCUUUUCAAAGACAAGCGUGUCCUGAUGUACUGCACAGGAGGGAUUCGUUGUGAAAGAGGCUCUGCUUACCUAAGGAGCAAGGCAGUGUGCAGAGAGGUUUACCAGCUAAAAGGUGGAAUUCACAAGUACCUGGAAGAGUUUCCAGAUGGAUUCUACAGGGGGAAGCUGUUUGUAUUUGAUGAUCGUUACGCCAUUUGUUCCAAUGAAGAUAUCAUCUCAGCGUGCAGAUACUGUGGGGCGCUGUGGGACCAGUAUAAACUUUGUUCGAGCCAGCACUGCCGGCAGCUUGUCCUGACAUGUCCAAGUUGUUGCAACAAAGGUCUUACAGCUUGCUGUCCUGUCUGUCAAGAGAAGGAGCUCAAGGUGACUUCAAGGGCUGCAGGACAGACACUUAAGGAGGAAUGUGAAUGCACAAGGAGACGGCCAAGGGUACCUAUUGAACGUAUCUCGCAAAGGAUGCUGGACACAGGAAAAGAUUAGGCUGUUUCACUGGCUGAUCUGACAUGUGCUAAUGUGAAGGGCUUCUAUAACCAGAUCCCUAUCUGUUAAUCAGUUAGGUUUGGAAAUCAUGAAAAUGUGUUGGCUUGGAAAGUCGUGCUCAUAUGCUGCCUUUAAACCUAGAGUAUACCCUGAAAACCAUCCAUUACUUGCCUGUAAAUUACCAGAGUGCCCAACACGUCACCAGCACUGCAGGAUUCCUCUCCCUGGGGACAGCCUUGUAGUGUGGCCUUUACCAUGGGGAUUUUGGAGCAGAGUAUCUGCAGUGUGACAGAGCUGCUCACAAUUCAAAAGAAACUUAAAGGACAUAAGAACAAUUCUGUUCUUUCCUUCCUGCAUGGAGAUCAAUCUCUCUGACCUCUCCAGUGAUCAUGCAUUUGCUCCCAUAGCUGGUGGUAGGGUGUGCAAACAGCAGAUUUGGUGUGGGUACAUGACUAGAUUAGAGCUGAAGAUACUUUCCAUGUGCGCACCACCUCCUGCAUCUCUUACUUUAGACCAGUGAGAAGCAAGGGGUAGUUACCUGAAGUCACCGACUUAACUCUUGUGUAAAACUGGCUGAAGGCAGCAUAAGGAUAACUGGAGCAAAGGC
Messenger RNA from Empidonax traillii (willow flycatcher), 2012 nucleotides. RefSeq names its product thiosulfate sulfurtransferase like domain containing 2 (gene TSTD2). The transcript is spliced from 9 exons. NCBI's taxonomy places the organism in Eukaryota, Metazoa, Chordata, Aves, Passeriformes, Tyrannidae. Bases 38 to 1405 code for a protein of 455 amino acids. The record is from RefSeq and is a predicted model, not a curated record.